Coccomyxa subellipsoidea C-169 is the source of this 1150-nucleotide messenger RNA. Its product is annotated as TRAPP I complex. Bases 135 to 719 code for a protein of 194 amino acids. The record is from RefSeq and is a predicted model, not a curated record. The transcript has 5 exons. Gene Ontology annotation, cellular component: TRAPPII protein complex; TRAPPIII protein complex; TRAPPI protein complex. Gene Ontology annotation, biological process: endoplasmic reticulum to Golgi vesicle-mediated transport. Lineage: Eukaryota; Viridiplantae; Chlorophyta; Trebouxiophyceae; Coccomyxaceae.
CUUGUUUAACAUGACGUAUCUCGAGCUACCCCAGCAAUUAUGAUGCUCUGGUGCUGGUGCUGCUGAAGAGAGUCCUUGUGCAAAUUCCAUGUCCAAAGCACAAGGAAGGUAUUUAGCAUUCAGGCGAUUAUACAAUGUUUAGCUCGCCUCUGUACCGCCUGAAUAUUGUUGACAGACCCCUUGCGAAAGGAAAAGGAGAGGUCAGCCUCAGCGCUUUUUCCUUUCUCUUUAGUGAGCUUGUGCAGUAUUGCCAGACAAAGGUUUCAAAUAUUGGUGAGUUGGAGAGAAGGCUUGAGGACAUUGGGGCUGAGGUGGGCCUGCGCCUCUUAGAGAUUCUCUGCUUCAGGGAGAAGAACAGUAAAAGGGACAUUAGGCUAUUGGACGUCCUCAAGUUUGUUCACACUUCAUUGUGGAAGUACCUCUUUGGCCGGCAGGCAAAAGACCUGGAGCAGAGCAACACGGCAGAGGAUGAGUACAUGAUCAGCGAUUAUGACUUGUUCGUGAACAAGUUCAUAUCAGUCCCAAAGGACAUGGGAGCGCUCAACUGCGCAGCAUUUGUUGCUGGCAUUGUGAAGGGAGUCUUGGACGGCGCUGGGUUUCGCGCAAGGGUCACGGCUCAUUUUGUGCCGGUCAAGGGACAACCGAAGCCAAAGACAACCAUCCUGAUGAAGUUUGAUGGGACAGUGCUUGCGAGGGAACACCGCCUCCCAUCUUUAUAACCACCGCCUUCGUAAUAGUUCCUUUCAUAUCCCCAGAUAGUUGCCCUGCUGGUCACAAUGUUACUGUUGUAUUAUAGUUGCCAGCUAGCAAAGUUGAGCUCAGAUGCGCUUGAAAUGGCCUCAUGCAAACACUGGCAUUUGAGCCCUUCUCACAUUUGCAGUAGCAGCGCUGCACUGCUAGCAGUCCACAAUCAGGGAUUAAGAGUACUGAUUCUUGACUGAGCUGAAUACAGCUCUUGUCUGCAAGUUGGUGACUCUUAGUUUGCUUGUAGAUGGCUUAGAUCUUGUAGCAAUAUCAAGUCGGUUUGAGCUCGGCUUGGAAUACACUCAGGCUCUUGCAGUCACGGUGACUGAAUUGCAGCAACUGACGUCAAAAGUUGCUUCAAUCUUGCUAAGUUGAGGUGUCCUUCUAUAAGGUAUGGUAUCUGCAC